Molecule: messenger RNA, 1509 nt
Organism: Necator americanus (New World hookworm)
Lineage: Eukaryota; Metazoa; Nematoda; Chromadorea; Rhabditida; Ancylostomatidae
Exons: 14
Coding region: 1-1509 (502 amino acids)
Source: RefSeq, a predicted model, not a curated record
AUGAACAAAGGGAUGAGUGCAUUGCGAUCACAAACGAACCAGCCCCAUAUCAAUCUCUGUGAGGGCUCUGACAAAGGCGAUAACGCUGAAAGAUCAGCACCGAUCUUGUCUGCAAGCAGUUCAGGCAAAUCAAUCAAAGCUACUAUGAACACUCAUUCAUUCUCGGACCAAGGCGAUAUGAAGUUUGAUGCUUCUGCAUCUGAGCCAUUAUGCAAGAUUGGUUGGAUUAGUAAUUACGUUGAUUGGCAUAUAGUCGAGUCAAAACGACGUGAAGCACGGUGCAUUUGCGAUCGUAUGGGAACUUCUGCAAGUGCUCAUAAAACGGCCGUGAGAAGCAUAAGUAUCGAUCAGGACGGCUGGAAUAGGCCAUGUUCGGGAAGUCGAGGAAGCAGUGCCGCUUCGCGUAGGAGUCUUCCAGUUUUGCUGAAUUUUGUUGGAAAUAAAUCAUCCCGUGACGAAAGAAUGACCAAAGGGGAGCGGAUAAGAUUAGUUGAUCGAGCGAUGAGAGCUGAGUCUGCUGCUGCCGAAUGUGAAAGCAAAAUGAAGGGUAUGGAGAGGGAGAUCCGAACUUUGGAACUACGAAAUCACGACCUGUCGACCGAAGUCUGCUGGUUGCGCCAGCAGUGUACUAUUUCUUGUCCCGACGUGCCUAAUGGUUCUAUGGCUUCCUUCGUACCACCAAGUUGUUCCGAACAGUGCCAAGUAGAGAAGAGAUUGCUGCACGACACAGUUGCUAAACAGAAUGCCGAUCUGAACAAAAUGCGCUUGGAAGUGGAGCGAUUUACGGCUUUGGAUAUACGAAAAGACAUUCGAAUUUCGGAACUCAUCAAGGAGCUUGAUGCUGCAAAAGCUAGGAUUGCUGGUCUCGAAGGCGAAGACCAAAUUGGAGCUGCUGCGUUAUCGCCGGUUAAGCCUUCCGCAAAAGGUGACAUGAGGGAAGUGGAGAAGGACGGGAAGGCUGUAGAAGGGAAACGUGAAGAAGCAGUAUGUGAUGACAUUUCUGAAGAGAUUCCCGAAGAAGUAGAGGAUGGAAAUACCGUAAGAGGACCUGCAAAGAACAGCAAUCUUCGAAUUCAAACCUCAAGGCCCCGACCUUCCUUCCGUAAUAUUUUCACGAUGGGCAAAGAACAACGAAUUGAUGGAAAAAGUCUAGCUUAUGUUCGUCCAAAUACUGCAGUUGAACAAUCGUCUUCGGAAUUUUUACCGCCACCGUUGGAACGCGUUGAUACAGUGCCUGUUUUGAGAUCAAUAGAAAUAAUGCCUGGUAUACCGAGUGAAAACAAAAAUCCGAAUGAGAUACAUAGAGAUGUCGAUGGCGACCCUUACUUCUAUGAAAAGGAUAUUGUCGAGGAUUCUGGUGCUGACUCGGAUAUUGAUGUGACAGAUAUUUUGGGGAGUUCGAAUAAAUCAAUGGCAAUGUGCUCUGUUUUCAGUCUCAACGAUCGUUGUCCAGCAAGAGCCGCGACUCCGGAUACUGCCGAGGAGAUUCGAUUUCCACAAAAUAUGUAA